Molecule: messenger RNA, 312 nt
Organism: Penicillium daleae
Lineage: Eukaryota; Fungi; Ascomycota; Eurotiomycetes; Eurotiales; Aspergillaceae
Exons: 1
Coding region: 1-312 (103 amino acids)
Source: RefSeq, a predicted model, not a curated record
AUGAGAAUCCACGAUGCCGAUGGAGCUCUGCUCAAAACGGAUUUUGGCCAGGGAAACUACAGGCUACUGGUGGAUGGAACAAUCGUUGAAAAAUAUCCUCCAGUCGAAGUCUCCCCGGAACAACAUGUGGAGACGCUGAGACACAUGCUCCAGGACCCUGCUUUGAAGGAACAUCAUCACAAUAUCCGCACCCUGAUUCGUCUCUACGAGCAGGAGAGAUUGCCGCCGGCUCGAGAGGGUACACGAAUUGUUAUUGCUGGGAGAAUGAUUAUCGACGUUGGCCUCGGGACGCGAGUGGUAAGAAUGGUUUAG